UUUUGUAUAAGGAAAAUGGAUGCAACGGUGUCGAGCAAUGAAGGGCUGAAUUUAUUUGAAGAGGUAUCCCAGCUACCCUCGAACAUGGGUUACCUGGCUUCCUUCCUGACGACGCUGUGGCUGACUUCCGCGGCUGCACAGUUCGGUGGCAUCAAGGACUUAACUAAGGAUUUGACGAAGGGAAUACAGAAUGAGGUGCAGGCCGCUGUGGAUCCUCUCGGGAAGACCAUCGCGUUCGUCGGUUCUAGUCAAUGUUCGAAUGUAAAGAAGCUGAUUGGAGUGACAUAUGAAAACUAUGCGGACUCCGGACCAGAUCUAAGCAAGCUCACUCUAGUCUUCAUUACAAGGGCCAAAACAGUCACCUACAACUUAACCCUGGCUCCUGAAGAGAUCCCCCAGGAGCGCUGGUUCAACCCUGCGCUGCCCUUCAGGAUCUUCCUGCACGGUUUCACGGACGACCCUUCCAAGUCCAGCUACCAGACCAUUAGCUCGGCCUUCCUUGAAGAAGAUGACGUGAACAUCUUGGCUCUGGACGCCAGUUCCUUGAUCCGCUGGUUCUACCUGCGGUCUACUGUCAUGGUGCAGUUCAUAGGAGAGAGGCUGGGCUCCGUAUUGGCCGCGUUAGUACCUGCUGGUCUGGAAGCCUCAAAGAUCCACCUCAUAGGCCACAGUCUGGGUAGCCACAUCGCAGGGUUUACCGCCAAGACGUUCUACAACCAGACCGGGCAGCGUGUUGGCAGGAUAUCUUCGCUUGAUCCCGCUGGACCUUGCUUCUCCAACCUGGAUAUAGACCUGAGGCUUUCCAAGGAAGACGCAGACUUUGUGGACGUCAUACACACUGAUGCUGGAGUAUAUGGAUUAAAUGAGGCGAUUGGUCACGUGGAUUUCUACCCGAACGGUGGCUCUGAACAGCCGAACUGCCUGUUCCAAACAUGCAGCCACAGCCGAGCGUGGCUAUUGUACGCCGAGUCUGUGCUGGAACCAGACUCCUUCGUCGGAGCGCAGUGCUCCAGCUGGAAGCAGUUCAUGAAAGGAAACUGCGAUUAUAAUGACACCAGCAUCAUGGGUUACCACUGCCCCACGGACACCCGCGGCAAGUACGACCUCCAGACCUCCGACGAGUCUCCCUUCGGCCUCAAAGAAGCAGGCCUCAAAUACGUCAACAAUGCCGGCAUCGUCAGGAACAUUAGAUACUUCAUCACGAAGAAAUAACCUAGCUUAAUAACAUCUAGACUAGAUUCAUGACUGAUUUUAUGCACUAGACAUCUAUCGAACCAUUUUAUACUCUGUUCCAAGAGUCGUAGUGUUGUUAAUUGCAGAAAAUAGGUCAUAGUGUUUUAGAUAUAUUAAUUUGCCAAAGCCACUGCGUGUUGCAUUAAAUUGUGAUGGAUUUAGAAUAAUAGAAUAGAAUUAAAUGACAUUUAGAAAGCUUCAAAGUGAUAAUUAAGAUUUAAUAUAUUGUUUAUAAGCCAUCCUUAUGCUCGAACAUAAUAUUAAUUUAAGUUUAAUAUUCCAGAACGAUGCUAUUGUAUCUAGAUUUUACACAGUCAUCAACAUCAUCAUCACAGAUAACUUAGUCUGAUCUAUUUAAUUGUAUAAGUAGUAUCACCCUUGCUCAUUGGUUGUGUUGACAAACAAUAUUGUUUAUUCAUUGGACAUCGUUGCAUUUAAACAAGACAUAUAAAAUCAGUAUGUACUUUAUAUACUAUAAGGUACAAGUAAAAGCUUAAGCAAUAAUCAAAUUAUGUUUAGAAUUUCCCAAGAUAUAAACCAUUAAGACAUUUCCAUAUAACUACAACCACUCAUGGUUUACAGUCAUUUUUAUAAACCAAAAAAAAAUACUAGUUUAAGGAUAAAAAAAUUCUUAAAUUCAUUUUCUCAUUGUAAAACUGCUGUUCUUGAUAUACAUUAUUUUAGCUGUUUACUAUUUAGUCGCUAUACGUGUGAAUCUGUAAGUGGCUCAAUGUUAUUAUCAUUCUGGUAAAUUUGUAUAAAGGUAAGCGGCCACACGCCUGCAUCGCACACAUCGGACGAAUCGCAUCAAAACGGAUUUUUUCAGACUGCAUCCACGGCAGUUUUCGGAUUGCUGACGCGAGUAUUAGCGAUCGGAUUGCCGAUGCCACGGCAUACCGUAUGACGUCAUCGGUACGUCUAAAAUCCGUUGCGUGCGAUGCGUCCGAUGUGUGCGAUGCGGGCCAGUAGACGCUUACCUUAAUGUAGCUGUUGUUUACAAAUAAAUAAAUACUUUUUCCAAAAUUA
This is a messenger RNA of Spodoptera frugiperda (fall armyworm), 2259 nucleotides long. RefSeq names its product pancreatic triacylglycerol lipase. Gene Ontology annotation, molecular function: lipase activity. The transcript has 8 exons. The coding region runs from base 16 to 1212 and encodes 398 amino acids. Gene Ontology annotation, biological process: lipid metabolic process. Lineage: Eukaryota; Metazoa; Arthropoda; Insecta; Lepidoptera; Noctuidae. The record is from RefSeq and is a predicted model, not a curated record.